CUCCCACAUCCAGUCACUAGCAGAGGGGAGUGCCCGCAACACUGCAUCCUCACCACCAUCAUUAUCAUCCCCGCUCACCACGACGUGACUGCCAGAGCGACUCCCGACGACAUCGCUCACCGCCGGCCUUCCAGCGCAGCCUGAGCCUGCUAUCCUCGGUGGACUUUCCGUGUGACGGAUACCAAGCAUGGAUGACUUAGAUGUUCCUCAGAUGCGGAGAGAAGUGGAAUCUCUUCAGUAUCAGCUGGCCAUCAACAGAGAGAAAUCCUCCAUCACCGUCACUGAGCUGGUGAAGUGGAUCGAGGGUUGCGUUUGCGAGGAUCCUUUCCUGAACCCUGAGCUGAUGAGAGCUAACCCCUGGGUGGAGAAAGGCAAGUGUGUGAUCCUCUGAUGAUCACACACAAACAUACAGAAAUGUAUUUACACACACACAGGCAAUGCACGGAUGCACAAUAAACUUAAAUAUUGGGCACUCACUCAUUCACACAGCAUUAAACACACACAUGCACUACUGCUAUAGCUGUUUAUUUAUUUGGAGAACUUGAAUGCUAUUAUUUUAAGAUUGGUGCGUGUGUGUGUGUGUGUAUGCACAGCACUGAGUAGCUUUUUAGAUGUUUGUUUUUAUUGGCUCUUUACACUGUCAAUUAAAAUAAAGACUGUUUAGAAUUAA
Molecule: messenger RNA, 670 nt
Organism: Doryrhamphus excisus (bluestripe pipefish)
Lineage: Eukaryota; Metazoa; Chordata; Actinopteri; Syngnathiformes; Syngnathidae
Product: guanine nucleotide-binding protein G(I)/G(S)/G(O) subunit gamma-13-like
Biological process (GO): phospholipase C-activating G protein-coupled receptor signaling pathway; sensory perception of taste
Cellular component (GO): heterotrimeric G-protein complex
Molecular function (GO): G-protein beta-subunit binding
Source: RefSeq, a predicted model, not a curated record